Molecule: messenger RNA, 7413 nt
Organism: Trematosphaeria pertusa
Lineage: Eukaryota; Fungi; Ascomycota; Dothideomycetes; Pleosporales; Trematosphaeriaceae
Product: reducing type I polyketide synthase
Exons: 10
Coding region: 1-7413 (2470 amino acids)
Biological process (GO): secondary metabolite biosynthetic process; fatty acid biosynthetic process
Molecular function (GO): phosphopantetheine binding; oxidoreductase activity; 3-oxoacyl-[acyl-carrier-protein] synthase activity
Source: RefSeq, a predicted model, not a curated record
AUGUCGUUUCCAAGGACGGAACGCACCAACGCCGUAGACUUGAACGGCGCCCAAAACAAGGCCGGAUGCAGGAUAACACAUCAUCAGAGUACCCUGGACGACGGCUUACUGGAGCCCGUUGCCAUCGUCGGGCUUUCAUUCAAGUUCCCUCAGGGUGCGGUCAGUGAAGAUGUGCUUUGGGAAAAGUUGAUGAACAGGGAAUGCACGUCGACGGAGUUUCCCGAGGACAGGGUCAACAUCGAUGCAUUCUACAAUCCUGAUCACAAGAAGCUAAACACGAUCCGCUCAAGAAGAGCCCACUUCUUAGAGGAAGAUAUACGAGACUUCGAUGCACAAUUCUUCGGAUUUUCUCCAUUGGAAGCAGCAAGCAUGGAUCCUCAACAGCGGGGCUUGCUGGAGACAACUUAUCAUGCCAUCGAGAGUGCGGGGAUACGAUCGAAAGGCCUGGCCGGCACUAACACAUCAGUGCACGUAGGAAGCUUCUGCAGCGACUUCAUAACAUUCGCACUACGAGAUGAACAGCGAAUCCCUAUCUACAACGCAACAGGCUGUUCACAGACAAUGCUAUCAAACAGACUAAGCUGGUACUUUGAUCUACGCGGCACGAGCUUGACCCUUGACACUGCGUGCUCGAGUGGACUAGUCGCAUUAGACCUGGCAUGCCGAGAGAUCUGGUCGGGCCAGUCCUCAACCGCUAUCUGCGCAGCAUCAAACGUAAUCAUGUCACCAGAAAUGAACAUCACGCUGUCAAACAUGAACUUUCUCUCCCCGGACGGGAAGUGCUACAGCUUUGAUCAUAGGGCAAGCGGAUACGCUAGAGGAGAAGGCUUCGCUAGUCUAGUGCUAAAGCCUCUCUCCAAAGCACUCGAGGAUGGCAAUCCGAUUCGAGCCUUGAUUCGGUCGACCGGCACUAAUCAAGAUGGACAUACUGCUAGCGGAAUUACGCAACCGAGCAAGGAUUCACAAGCCAAGCUCAUUCAAGAUACGUAUCAGAAAGCGGGUCUUGACAUGAGUGCUACCAAGCUAUUCGAGGCGCAUGGAACAGGAACUGUCGUUGGAGACCCAAUCGAGGCCAGGGCCAUCGGCGAAUGCUUUGGGAAAUUUCGAAGCAAGAAUGACCCGCUAUUCAUUGGCGCCGUCAAGUCUAAUCUUGGACACCUAGAAGGUGCUAGCGGUCUCGCUAGUGUUAUCAAAGCGGUUCUCGCGUUGGAAAAAGGAGUAAUCCCACCCAACACAAACUUCGAAUGUCUGAACCCAGAGAUUGAUGAUGAGUUCUUCAACUUACAGUUUCCCGAGGUGGCUGUUCUUUGGCCGCACUCGGAAGCCGGUGUCCGAAGAGCAUCAGUGAACUCUUUUGGCUAUGGUGGGACGAACUCACAUGUGGUGCUAGAUGACUCGUCCUCAUAUCUCCGCUCUAAGAGCAUCGCCAGGAGCAGCCACGUCACGCCCACCGGAAGAAUACAAACAUGGCCAUCGUCACAGAGCUCGUGUGAAAUGCUGGAUACAUUCAUCGCACAGACGAAGAUGGACUUUCGCAAGGUUCAUAAUCAAUUGCUCAAUUUCAACCUACCAGUUCCCAGGCUGCUGAUACUCUCGGCAAUGGACGAAGACGGCAUAGCACGGCAGGCCGUAACACAUGGCGAAUUUCUGAGGCGCAUUAAGAGUAGCGAAGGCCCAUUGUUCCUUGAUCAAUACUCAUUCACAAUGGCUAACUGCAGGGACGCCCAUUCCUGGAAGUCUUUCUGUCUCCUCAGCUCUUUGGACGAGAUCGUGGAAGAGCCACUGCGUGUCUCCAAGCCCACUCGAGGCCUUAGCCCAACUCCGACGGUUGGCUUCAUUUUCACUGGCCAAGGUGCGCAGUGGCACGGCAUGGGAAGGGAGCUCCUAAUGUGCUUAGCCUUUCGAAAAAGUAUAGAUUAUUCUCAAGAGCUCCUUCAACGUCUUGGCUGGACGUCUUCUCUCAUAGAUCUUCUCACAUGUCCAGGGCAUAAGGACGACAUACACCGAGCGCGGUUUAGUCAGGCUCUGACAACAUCAGUCCAAAUUGCCCUGGUCGAUCUCUUCCAAUGGCUCGAACUUGUCCCAAAGGUGAUCACUGGCCACUCCUCAGGCGAGAUCGCUGCAGCCUAUUGCGCCGGACAUCUCAGCCAUGCUUCGGCUAUCAAGGUCUCCUUCUAUCGAGGGGUUCUCAGUUCAUUCCUGGAAAAUGAUCCUUCAGACAGGCAUUCAAUGGCCGCUAUUGGACUGUCCGAAGAAGCAACGAGGACAGAAAUUAAAGAGUUCGAGGCCAGUUUGCCAUCGAUUCCACGAGGAGCAUUCGCCAUUAGCUGCAUCAACAGUGAACAGAGCGUCACGAUUUCUGGACCAGAAGGAUUGGUAACUAGUCUGACGCAUCAUCUUACGGAAAAGCAGCUCUUCGCGCGGAGGCUUAGGGUCGGUGUUGGGUAUCACUCACCGCAAAUGCUUCGUAUAGCACCAGACUAUGCGAAUCUCAUUAGCGAGCUUGAACCAGGAGAUACUGAAGCAAGGCCAACCAUGGUCUCUUCCGUCAGUGGAAAGGCCGUAAAUACUCCUGAAGUGUGCAAUCCCUCCUACUGGGUGAGCAACAUGGUGUCAACUGUGCACUUCCUCACCGCUGUACAAUUCUGCUGCGGUGGCAGUAGCGACACGGUAACAAAAAGCCUGGAUGGACGCCAUUUGAAGAAUUUCCGCGUUGACGUCUGGCUUGAGGUGGGCCCUCACUCGGCUUUGCAAGGACCCCUCAAACAAAUUUUGAAGAGGUCUCAACUGGAGGGUCAGAUAUGCUACACUUCGGCGCUUCAUAGAGACCAGUCCGCACUACAGAGUGUCCUGGGUGCGCUUGGCUACAUGCAUUGCCAGAAUGUGAGCAUCAACCUGGCCAGAGCUACGUCUCUCACCUCACCCGAUGGUCGAACGAGAGCGAUCCCGCAGCGUCUCCCAUUGUAUCCUUUUAAUCACAAGACUCGGUACUGGGAGGAGUCUCCAAGCAACGUCGACUUCAGGCUUCGUCCCUUCGCCAAACACGAUCUUGUCGGAGUCCGAACUGGAGAUCUCAGCGCGGCGGAGGCGCGAUGGAAGUUCAUCAUUAAAGCGGAGGAGAUGCCCUGGGUGAAAGACCACAAGAUCCAGGGGUCGAUAGUGUAUCCCGCUGCCGGUACGAUUGUGAUGGCUCUCGAAGCCUCGAAACAGCUCAUCACAACCAAUAAUCCUACUGGCUUCGAACUCACAGACGUGGAUUUUCCGGCUCCUAUCCAUAUAGCCUCGAAUCCAAGUGGCGUUGAACUGCAUCUCCACAUGUCCUCUUCCCUCAAGACUGGCCGACCCGGAGACAUUGACUAUUCAUUCCGCGUUCUCCUGCAUGGUGCUGACAGAAGUCAAACGCAAGUUUGCUCUGGACGUAUUCGGGGCGACUACGAAAGAGUGGCUUCAGAUGUCGAUGCAGUAAACGAAGAGGAGCACAUGCUACGGUCUCUACAAGCCGAAUACCAUCAUGCCGCGGAGUCUUGCAAUCACACGACCCCUACCCCUGACAUGUACGCCAGGAUGAGAGACGGUGGCCUAGAAUACGGACCGCAGUUCCAGACCAUAUGCGAUGUUCGCUUUGACUCUAAUGGACGAGCUGUUGCCACAUUACUCGCGCCCCCGGCGGGGGACGUAGAAAGAGGCUCAUCUUCUUACCUCGUCCACCCAACCACACUGGACGGGCUGAUCCAACUGGGCUUCCCUGCCUUGAACGGCUCCGGUGAAAUACGCAGUAUGAUUCCAACACACAUUGGCAAGCUCUGGAUUCCAAUUUCUGGAUUUGGAGACGAUAGGUCGGAAUCCAAGCAGGCGUACUGUAGAGCCACACACAUCACUGAACGCGGAGCCAAGUUCUUAACAACAGUGUUCGAUACGCUAGAUGCACAACCGGUGAUUAAGAUUGAAGAGCUAGAAAUGACGGUGGUUGCAAAUGCAUCGGAGAUACGGCCUACGCUGCAGAAUGCGCCAUUCUGCUGUUCGCAUUUCGCAUGGAUGCCGGAUCUGGACACCAUGCAACAUGGUGAAAUUGAAAUACUGUGUGCGGCUAGCACGGCACUUGAUUCGUUGAAGCGGUAUCUCGCAUGCCUCGUGCACAAACGGCCAAACCUGCGCUUUUGUGCGCUUGGCUCCAAUACUACGCCUACCACGGUUGCCAUCACCGAAACACUGGUUAGACCCGAUGUUGGUUCGCUCUUUAGCGAGUACGUGGUCGCUGCGAAGGAGGCAUCUCGUCUCGAUGAGGCUGGCGCACUGUUUGAUGAGAACAGACGUAUCCGCUUUCGAGAGUUGGACAGCCUGAAGGUGGAGCCAAAUACGGGAGAGUUGCGUCGAGAAGUUUACGAUGUAAUCAUUACCGAUGUCGCACAUUUCGCGACGCUUGAGCCGACGGAGGGGCUUGCCCACAUUCGAGAACUGCAUGCGGCAGGCGGCAAGCUCAUAUUGACGAAUAUAAUAGAGAAGAAGUCCAGGGAGAUUCACUCUGAGCUUCCAUGGGACUCAUUCCUCCGAAAGAACAGAUAUUCCGGAAUCGAGGCAACUUUUCGAAGCUUCCCACGCGACGGUGGCUAUCCUGGAACCAUCCUGAUCUCAACGGCGUCGGGCGAGGACUUCAGUGCUUCAGUGCCCGAGCUCACAAUAGUGGUGCUCGAUAAGAAGUCUGCACUCCAAAGAGAAAUUGCAGCAGAUCUCUGUCAGAAGUUUGGAGCCAAUCCGGAAGCGCACACCCGGACCCUCGCCGAAGUGGACGCGUCGCAAGAGUGUGACGGACACCACUAUGUAUCCAUCCAGGAUCUCAGAGAGCCUCUAUUGCUAGAUAUAAGCGAACACGACUUCGGAAAAGUGAAAACAGUCCUUUCACGUGCAAAGAGCUUCAUCUGGGUGAAGCAAGCUCACGUAACACCCGACCAGGCCAUCAGUGACGGCCUUCUCCGGGUAUCCCGCCACGAGAACAGUCGUGUGGUACUCGUAUCACUAGCUUUGGAUAUGCGCAAGAAGCGCCGUUCAAAGGAUCUAGCAGACCGGAUAUAUACUGUAUUUCGUCAGACGCAGAAGCAUAUGGAUGGGGAGUACGAGCCGGAAUAUGCCGAGGAAAGCGGACGUCUAUGCGUGAAUAGGCUCAUCCCAGCGAGAAGAACUGAUGAGCACCUCUUCGCAGCCGCCAAGAGACCACUCACUUAUACGCCAGUCAGUGACCAGCCAUUGCGACUUCAUAUCCGAACACCAGGGGUCCUUAGCACGCUCGAGUGGGUGGAAGACGAGACUUUUCGGCAGCCGCUUGGUGCAAACGAAGUGAAAUUCCAAGUCCGCGCUAUCGGAGUCAAUUUCAAGGACGUGCUGGCUCUACUAGGACGCGUCUCGAGCGAAAACCUGGGCAGCGAAUACGCCGGCAUUGUCACGAACGUCGGUUCAUCAGUCACAUGCAUCAAGGUUGGUGAUCGUGUGGCAACCGGGUUCCUCGAUGCCUUCCGAACCUACGGGCGUGUACCUCAGACUGAUGCCUGGGUUCUUCCAGACCACGUGUCGUUCGCGGAAGCGGCAUCAAUGCCAACGGCGUUUCGUACGGCAUAUUACUGCUUAUUCGAAAUUGCAAGGCUUCAAAAGGGCGAGAGCAUACUUAUUCAUCGUGCUUCUGGAGCCACGGGUCAGGCAGCUAUCCAGAUCGCUAAGAAGAUUGGAGCCGUCAUCUAUGCAACGGUAGGCUCCACGGCUAAAAAGAAGAUGCUUGUUGAGCAAUACGGCAUUCUUGCGGAACAUGUCCUAUACAGUCGCGACACAUCCUUUGCUGACGGUAUAAGAAGAUUAACGAACGGUUGCGGCGUCGAGGUUGUUCUCAACUCUCUGACAGGCAAGCUUCUCGAGGCAUCGUGGGAGGUCAUCGCGCCUUGGGGUCGGUUCGUUGAGAUAGGCCUUAGUGAUGCAUUUUCGCGUCAAAAGCUUCCCAUGGUUCCAUUUACGCGGGGAGUAUCGUUCUCAUCUUUCAACCUCGGCAUGUUCCGACCGGGGCCUGAGCAUGAUCGGUUGAUGAACCGUGUUUGGGAUCUAUUUCGGGCUGGGCAUAUUCGUCCCGUGCAUCCACUCCAAGUAUAUCCCGUGGAAAAGGUUGAAGCUGCAUUCAGGUUCCUCCAUAGUGGAGAUAGCUCUGGGAAGCUCGUGAUUGAGUUGGACAGGAAUUCGGUCAUUCCGACGGUUUCUUCUGGCCAGUCUAAGCUUAGUUUCAGCCCCGACGCGACCUACGCGAUUGCUGGAGGGCUUGGGGGCUUAGGUCGGAGUAUAGCCCGCUGGCUCUGCGAUAAAGGAGCAAGGAAUCUCAUUCUACUCUCACGCUCGGGAUUAGAAGGUAACGAAAAAGCGCAGGAGAUGGUGGGAGAACUGGCAGCAGCUGGAGUUAGAGUGGAAUUCCCUCCAGUCGACAUAACCGACCUUCCGGCCCUCCAGGGAGCGAUAACGCGCUGUUCGCAUCGAAUGCCGCCCAUCAGGGGGUGUUUCCAGGCUGCUAUGGUCCUGCGUGACUCCACUCUGGCGCAUAUGUCGAUAGAGGACUGGCGUUGCGCAACGAGGCCCAAGAUUCAUGGCUCGUGGAAUCUCCACCAGGUCCUUCCAUCUGGCAUGGACUUCUUCAUCCUCCUCUCAUCUGUCGUUGGCGUUGGGGGAAACGGAGGGCAAAGCAAUUACGCAGCUGGCAAUACGUUUGAGGAUGCUCUCGCAGGCUACCGUGUGGCGGCAGGUGAAAGAACUGCUGCUAUCGACCUUGGACUAGUCCUGGGCGAAGGGGUCGUUGCGGAGAACGAUGCGCUCAUGCGACAUCUACUGAGGCGGGACGUGAUCCGGCCCAAUUCUCUUGCAGAAGUAUUCGCACUGCUCGAGUACUACUGCGACUCAAAGCGUCUCUUGCUAUCGCCCCAGGAAAGCCAGCUCAUCACCGGUCUCGCAUUGCCCGCAGAUAUAAUCGCGAAUGGAAGAGAAAUCCCCAAGGAACUCGCCCUACCAACCUUCAGCAUUAUGCGACAAAUCGAUCCUAAGGACGGCCAGGUCGCAGAUCUUCCUGGCCAGGCACAGAACUUCAAGGCGGCUUUCGCCGCCGCCCCGUCUGCUGCCGCAGGAGCCCUGUGCGCAUCCGAAGUUUUGAGGAUGAAGCUGGGCCGACUGCUGGGAUUGGAGGACGAGAUGGAGCUGGAGAGACCACUCGGGCACUACGGCAUUGAUUCGCUUGUGGCGUUGGAGAUAAAGAACUGGAUCGGAAAGGAACUGGGCGCAGAAUUAGCGAUUUUCGAAAUCUCGGGGGAGGCGACGUUGCAGAGCAUCGGGAAGAUUGUUAGUGUGAAGAGCUUGCUGCGACCUAGGCACUGGGGGAACCAGAUAGUACUAGAGUAG